Engraulis encrasicolus (European anchovy) is the source of this 617-nucleotide messenger RNA. RefSeq names its product CD59 glycoprotein-like. The record is from RefSeq and is a predicted model, not a curated record. Bases 192 to 521 code for a protein of 109 amino acids. Lineage: Eukaryota; Metazoa; Chordata; Actinopteri; Clupeiformes; Engraulidae. The transcript has 3 exons.
CCAGCUGCAUUAACUAACUUCCCAUCCCAAACUAAAGGCCAGAGCGAUUAUUAGAUGUAAAAAAGAUGAUUAAUUGUUCUCAGUCAUCAGCUCCGUUUAAAAUGUAGUAAGCAGAGGUUUUGGUACAGAAUACCACACAUAGCUGCAGCACACAGAACUCUUCAGUCGUGUCUGGUCCACGUAACGCUGAGAUGUCUGUGAAGAGCUCAUCACUUCUCAUUCUCCUCCUGGCCACCAUGCUGGCCACUGCAGAUGCCCUGCAGUGUUACGUCUGUGGUGAUGCACAGUGUUCCACUACAUCACGAAUGACCUGUCCUCUUCUUAUGGAUAGUUGUCUUAAAACAGUUCACAAGACAGGUGCCGUACUGAAGUCUUGUGGCCUGAAAGCUGCUUGUGACGUUCCAGUACCUGAUCCAAAAACCUACUGCUGUGAGGGGGAUCUGUGCAACAGCGCUGGGCCUGUUGGCAAGAACCUGCUGCUCCUGCUGGUGCCCCUGGCCUCCAUCUUUGUGCUGUCCUGAGCUGACACCUGCUCCAUCCUCCUGUCUGUCUCUGUGCAGCAGGCUUAGACUGUGCUAACUGUCUGAUGUCUAUACAAUGUGUUUGCAAUGCACAUG